Molecule: messenger RNA, 1556 nt
Organism: Cucumis melo (muskmelon)
Lineage: Eukaryota; Viridiplantae; Streptophyta; Magnoliopsida; Cucurbitales; Cucurbitaceae
Product: lysine histidine transporter-like 6
Exons: 9
Coding region: 67-1380 (437 amino acids)
Cellular component (GO): plasma membrane
Source: RefSeq, a predicted model, not a curated record
ACCAAUUUCAAAGCACUUUCAACUUUGUCUUUGUUUUUGGGUUCCAUCUCAACAUUUAUUUCAAACAUGGUUUCUACUUCUCAACCUCCUAAGGAAACUCUUGAUGUUGACCAAAAAUGGAAGGGGGAAGACCCGACACGGCGAGCCAAGUGGUGGUAUGCCACCUUUCAUUCUGUCACCGCCAUGAUAGGUGCAGGCGUUCUCAGUCUUCCCUACGCUAUGGCUUACUUGGGAUGGGGUCCAGGAACAAUGGUCUUGUUUGUAUCAUGGUGCAUGACUCUAAACACCAUGUGGCAGAUGAUUCAGCUCCAUGAAUGCGUAGCGGGGACUCGUUUCGAUCGAUAUAUCGACCUCGGUCGAUAUGCUUUUGGCGAAAAACUUGGUCCUUGGAUUGUGCUGCCACAACAACUCAUCGUCCAAGUCGGUUGCGACAUAGUGUAUAUGGUUACAGGAGGGAAGUGCAUGAAGAAGUUCAUGGAGAUGGCUUGUGUAAACUGCUUUGAAGUGAAACAAUCCUAUUGGAUUCUGAUAUUUGGUUCAAUCCAUUUCUUUCUUUCUCAACUUCCAAAUUUCAAUUCUGUUGCUGGUGUUUCUCUUGCAGCUGCCAUUAUGUCUCUAAGCUACUCGACGAUUGCAUGGGUGGGGAGCUUGAGCCGAGGCCGAAUCGAGAACGUGAGCUAUGCGUACAAGGAAACCAGUGUGGAAGAUUCAUUGUUUAGAGUGUUCAAUGCGUUAGGUCAAAUCUCGUUCGCAUUUGCUGGGCACGCGGUGGUCUUGGAGAUUCAGGCCACCAUACCGUCGACACCGGAGAAGCCGUCAAGAGUUCCUAUGUGGAAAGGGGCGGUGGGGGCUUAUUUCAUCAACGCCAUCUGCUAUUUUCCGGUGGCUUUGAUUGGAUACUGGGCUUUUGGUCAAGAUGUUGAAGACAAUGUUCUUUUGAACCUCAAGAAACCUGCAUGGCUCAUUGCCUCUGCUAAUCUUAUGGUUGUUGUUCAUGUAAUUGGCAGCUACCAGGUGUAUGCGAUGCCUGUAUUUGAUAUGUUGGAGAGGAUGAUAAGGAAGAGAUUCAACUUUCGUGAUGGAUUUUGUCUUAGAUUUAUCACUCGAUCGGCUUAUGUUGCAUUUACAAUAUUUAUUGGUGUAACCUUUCCAUUCUUCGGAGAUCUGUUGGGAUUCUUCGGUGGCUUCGGUUUUGCUCCCACUUCAUACUUUCUUCCAAGUAUAAUGUGGCUAGUCAUCAAGAAGCCAAAGAGAUACAGUUGGAAUUGGCUCAUCAACUGGGCAAGUAUAUGUGUUGGAGUCUUCAUAAUGUUGGCUUCCACCGUCGGUGGCCUCCGCAAUAUCAUAACCGAUGCUUCCACUUACACUUUCUAUACUUAAAAAGUAUAGAAAAACUAAAAACGUUUCUUCCAUCUCUAAAAUUUUAUAAUGUACUAUUUUAGUUUUCUAAUUUUAAGAGUAGGUUUAAAAGACCCACGAGUAAUUUAUUAUUAUUGUCUUAGAUAUUGAUAUGAAAUUAAAAAUAAUAAUUUGAUCUUUUGUUUUUCUUCCUUUUA